UUCCAGAAAAUUGAACAAAGAAGUUCAGUACUAUCGUUUAUACUACAGGUUCCCCGAGAAAAAACUAUUCUAAAAAAAGUGAUUAAAAUCAUUUACUUGAAUACAAUUCAUCAAUAAAUCAAAAUUGGUCAAGAUUUAAAACUACCUACAAACAAAAACAAAAAAAAAGUCGUGCAGACUUUUGUAUAGUUGCCCCGACAGCUUAUCUGAGCUGAGGAGAAAAAAAAAGUCUCAAUUUUCCGUCUGGUUGGUUAAUCAUUUUUCACAACGUCGUCAUCGACAUUUAAAUACUCUUUAGCUUAUGUAGUCUUAUCAUUUUUAUGUUUUAUAAUGAUAAUGAGAUUAUGACUUUUUAAUUGCAAUCAUUGGAAAAUCCUUAAAAAUCAAAGUGAAAGUGAUUUUUACUUGGGUGUAUUUGAUUUUUCAAACCGAAUAAGGUGCCCCCAGAUCAUUGCUGUGGUCGUGGUCUUGGUGGAGGUGUGCGGUGACGGCGACGGUGACAACCGACGACGACGACAAGAACGAAAGAGAGUGCACAGAAGGUACAUAAAUAAAGUAUCAGCUGAAAAGGCAGCACCAACAAAAAAGUAUCUCUAAAAACACUAGAAAUAUAGAAAUAAAAAAAAUACGACAAAUACGAAAAAUGCAUUUAGUUUUGCUUAAAAAUUUUGACAUUUGUUUCGGAAUACACGAAAAGAGAAAAAUUAUAAAUUGAGUAUGAGUAUCAGGGCUACAUAAAAAAAAAACUACUACCUCCUUCGAUGAUGAAAAAGUCAGAAUAGGAGCUCGAAUAUUCAAUUAAAUUCUAUCUAAAAAUCUAUUGCCCGAUUUGGUAUUGCUCUCAGCGGAUUAGAUAGACGAUACCCGACUCCACCUUUAGGACGGGUUCCUAAAAAAAGGUGUGAAGCUGUGUAAAGUGCUUGGCUUUAAAAAUAAAAAAAAAAAACGAGAUAAAUUUUAUUCUCAUUCGACGAAAUUGAUUGAAAUCCCCUCUGACGAUGUCGAAACCAUCGGCGACCAUGUCGUCGCCUUCUUCGUCGUCGUCGUCAUCAUCAGAGAUUGGACCAAACCUGCUGAAGCAAAUAGUGGCUAGACAGCUUCAGCAGCGUAACCCUCAGGCCUUCCAAUCGCAUCUGUUUCGUGAGCGAUUGCGUUUGGCCAGAAAUUUGUAUAAAUUCGAUUUAAUUGCUCACUAUGGGUGUGUAAAUGCAAUUGAGUUUUCAAAUGGGGGUGAUUUUCUAGCUUCAGGUGGUGAUGACAAACGCAUUCUAAUAUGGGAUGUCGAAAAAGCCAUUGCUGGAGUUGAGAAACCUCGAGUACUGGACUCGGAGCAUACAAGCAAUGUUUUUUGCUUAGGAUUCGACCGACUCAAUAGAAAAGUAUUCUCGGGUGGAAAUGAUGAUCUAGUUAUUGUGCACGACAAUGAAACCGGUAAACUUCACAAUGUAUACAAACAUGAGAAACCAGUCUAUGGACUAUCAAUUGAUCCCACAUGUGACGAUAUUUUUGCGACUGCAUGCGAAGAUGGACAAAUACUCGUUUUCGAUCAACGUAUUGAUCCAGCUGAUCCUCUUGUUGUAGCUAAAUAUCGUGCAUCAUUUCAUGCUGUACAAUUUCAUCCAUUUGGGGGAAAUUAUCUUGUCACAGCCAAUUCAAAACGUGGAGCUGCUUUUUGGGAUAUCCGAAAACCCCACAGCCCCGUCAUUCAAUACGGUUUCGAUGAGAGCCAUCCAAGUUACAUGAGUGUAAGGUUCAACAGUUUUGGUAAUCUAAUUUUAGCACUUCGUCGACGUCUUCCACCGAUCUUGUAUAAUACAUUCUCAUCCGAACCAAUUUGCCAAUUCUACCAUCCGGAUUAUUAUAACUCGUGUACCAUGAAAAGUUGUACAUUUGCUGGCGAAGACGAUGAAUUGGUGCUAUCCGGAUCAGAUGAUUUCAAUUUGUAUGUCUGGCGUGUAUCUGAUGCAGAUUUGGAAUUGACUGAUCAAUGGAUUGAAUCAACACAAAUGGUACUUUACGGACAUCGUUCAAUUGUUAAUCAGGUGCGAUACAAUCGUGAGAAAUGUAUUCUGGCUUCGUCGGGAGUUGAAAAAAUCGUUAAGCUUUGGAGUCCAUUUAAUCAAAAAGACUGGACUGGAUCGCUAAUGGAAGAAGCUACAUGUUCUGAAAAUCCCCGAGAUCUCUUCUCGCCAUUUACUUUCCCUUCAUUGACACCACAAAGCUGGUCUCAUAUGCCGCACGACUAUAGCAGUCGCAAUACAAAUGAAGAUCCAAGGAUGAUGGCAUUUUUCGAUUCACUCAUUCAACAAGAGAUUGAAGGCUGGGAUACUAAUAACUCAUCUGACUCUCAACUCGCAUCAGAUGGUGGCGAAAGUACACAUAGUCCAAAUAAUAGUUCGAUUGAAGACUCAGAUGAACAGGAAUUGUUACGUUAUUUUGUUCGUAAAAGAGAACGCCAUCGUAAAAAUUCUAUUUUAAAUAAAAUGAAAAUUCAAACACACAGAUAUGCCAAUCGUAUAGCUUACCUUAUUGCAACCAAACGGAAUACAUUGCGUCGGUUGGCAUUGAAGGGAGCUUCGAAUUCAAAUCGACGUCCACAGCGACUUAAUAUAGCUGGGAGAGGUACAUCUCAUCGAGCUGGGGCAAACAGUCGCAUAACUCAUAAUUCAAAACGUAGUGGCCGAGGGAAUCACUAUGGUUAUCGUGAUCGUGGCCAAGGACCCAGUGGCAGUGGUUUAACUAAUUCUCGUAGAAAAAAGAACAAAAAGCAAAGAAGAAUAUCUGUAAAUGUUACUUCGUCUGAUGAUGAUGAUCAAGUUCCUUUACCAAGCAAUCAUUUAAAUGUAGCUAUCCCGAGUACGAGUACUGGAAUUACUUCUAGUGGAAAAGAUGCAAUCCUUCGUCUACGACAACAGCAACUAUUGGUUGAAGAUUCCGACGAAGAUGAUGAUGAUGACGAAGUUAUUGUUCCAAUUGUACCCGUGCCAGAUGUCAGUCACAUACCAAUCAUACCACCAAGACCAGCAAUAAAAAUAAAUGGUUUUGGUCAUGCACACGAUGAUUCUCCGCAAUCACCACCGCCUGUACAAACACGUAGUAAUGUCAAUCGCCGUCGUAAAAUCGACUUGGACAUCUACUCUAGCCAUUCGAAUUCUCGCCUAUCGAAUAGCAGUUUUCUAGAUGAAACGUCCAGUUCCUCCACCGAUUGCAAUCAUCAUCUCUCAAGCAAACGGAGAAAAUUCACAAAUACCACAACCAAUCCCGUUGCAUCUGAUGCUGAUGCCAUCAUCACCACCAGCACCACCGCUAACAAUAUAAAUAAUAAUAAUAAUAACAAUAAUGAUAGUAACCACUCGACUGAUAUAGCCAAAACUUCUAGCAAUAGUAUUAACACUGAUUCAAUAGCCGCCGGAACUUCGUCGUCCUUCAUUGAAGCCGAAGCGAAUAAUAACAAUCGUAGCAAUAGCAACGAACAGCUAUUGCAUUCAUCUCAUCAUCUUCUUACCCCGGAUAGUGGGAUAAGUGAGGCCACACUUACACCUCAUUGUAGUGCUCCCGAAUGUCGCAAUCCAACACGAACUCCAUGUGAUCACAAUAGCGGUGCUAAUAGUGGCAAUAAUAUCGUUAAUAUAAAUUUGUUUCAACAAAAAGUCUCCAGGGUGCGGAGAAAUUAUCGAAAGAAAUUCGCCGAUGAGUCUGAAAGUGAUUAAGAAAAAGGAAAGGAGGAAGAAGAAAAGACCAGCAUGGAGAAGAUUUAAGUUAAGUUUUGUUCGAGCAGAAGCUGUGAUGCGUGGACGCUUUAUGUUGUGUGUCAUUUAAUUAUUUUUUUAUUUUUAAAUACAACAAUUUUCAUUUUAUUUUUAUUUUAUUUUCAUUCUAACAUUUUUUAUCAAAAUGAUAUUUUUUUCUUUAUUAGUUUUUAAGAGAAUUUUAUUUUGAAUAUUUUUAUUUUAUUUUAUUACAUCUAUAUAUUACGGGCAAUGGAUAAUUGUUCGUUUAUCUGCAAAAUUAUACCUACUUUAAUGAAAAAUAAUUUUGUUUUAUUGUUUUAUAAUUUACAACUUUGAGAAGAACUGUUAAAUACUUUCCUUUUCUUUGUAGA
This is a messenger RNA of Episyrphus balteatus (marmalade hoverfly), 4102 nucleotides long. Its product is annotated as DDB1- and CUL4-associated factor 5. Gene Ontology annotation, molecular function: protein binding. The record is from RefSeq and is a predicted model, not a curated record. Gene Ontology annotation, cellular component: cytoplasm; Cul4-RING E3 ubiquitin ligase complex. The transcript is spliced from 8 exons. NCBI's taxonomy places the organism in Eukaryota, Metazoa, Arthropoda, Insecta, Diptera, Syrphidae. Gene Ontology annotation, biological process: negative regulation of fatty acid biosynthetic process. The coding region runs from base 999 to 3710 and encodes 903 amino acids.